GGGAAACCUGUAGGUUUAACGUUACUGAAAUGGGAGAGAGAGAGAAAAAAGGAUAAGGAGGAGAAGGAAAGGAAGCGAGCAAGGCGAUUCAUCAGCACUCUGUACGUUCACACCAGGUUUGCAUUCUGAGCUGCAGGCCAAUGUAAGUCGUGUUGAGUGACUGCGUGUGAAAGAGGUAUACAAGCACAGUUCAUUAUAUUUUUUUACUUCUCGGGAUCAUUUAAGGAAAUGGGCUUUUAAGGGCUGAUUGGUCGUCAAGAAUGUAUUUUUGUGCUGUCCGACUGCAACAACUGUUGCACAACAAUGCAUUCUUGACUCAGCUUGCAUGGAGGAUGCUGGGAUAACAUCUUCACUCAUGAGGGCUUUUUCUCUGGUGAGCUCAGGGACCAUCACCAUCCUAAUGUCCAAUGGAGGAGGCUUUUACGGACGCACUGAGCGUGUGCGUCAGUCGCCGUACUAUGACCAGGUACCGCCGGGCUCCUUACCGCGAGCCGACUCCAGCGACCUGCUGCCGCUGAGGGAGCAGAGAGCAACUCACCUCGCCCAGAGCGCAGACCCGCUCCCUCCUCCGCCUCUGCCGGACCAGCCUCCCGUGGGGCCCGAGUUGUAUCCCAGCGGCAGCGAGGACACCACAGACCCGGACCACGACCCCGCCCUGGACAUCAAACCGGUCCACCGCUUCAUCCCGGACUCCUGGAAGAACUUAUUCAGAGGAAGUAGCCGCAGCAGUAAAAAGGCGUGGUCUAUGCCUGGCUCCUCGUCUAACAACAACAACAACAGCGCCACCAGCGAGGGAGUUCGCUGCUCUCCUCCACAUUCCCCCUCCGUUCCUGGAUCGUACCGGGACCCGUAUGGCGGCUCAGGCGGCAGCCACAACUCGCACAAGGAGCUUCUGGACGCCCAUGAGUCCGUGUCAGGGCAAACCUACCGCACAGCUCUGACCUACAGCGAGCGGGUGGAGGAGUAUCAUAUGCGCUACGACUACAUGAAGUCCUGGGCCGGACUGCUGAGGAUUCUGGGAUGUGUGGAGCUCUUGCUGGGAGCAGCUGUGUUCGCCUGCGUCUGUGCUUACAUCCACAAAGACAACGAGUGGUUCAACAUGUUUGGAUACUCGUCUCCCGGAGGAGGGUACGGCGCAGGAGGGUACGGCGGAGGGUACGGAGGUGUGACAGGGGGGUCCUACUACUCAGGCCCCAAGACCCCGUUUGUGUUGGUGGUGGCGGGGCUGGCCUGGUUGGUGACUGUGAUAAUGUUAGUGCUGGGGAUGACCAUGUACUACCGCACCAUCCUGCUGGACUCCUCCUGGUGGCCUCUGACUGAGUUCACCAUAAACCUGGCGCUGGCAGUGCUGUACAUGGGAGCAGGCAUCGCCUAUGUCCGAGACACAACCCGCGGAGGGCUCUGCUCCUACCCGGUCUUCAACAAUGGCAUCAAUGGGGCGUUCUGCAGAACAGAAGCAGGCCAGACUGCUGCCAUUAUCUUCCUGUUUGUCACUCUGCUUUUGUAUCUGAUCGGAGCCUUGGUGAGUCUCAAGCUGUGGAGACAUGAAGCUGCUCGCAGAUACCGGGAGAAGCACGGCCUUGAGAUGCGUCCCUCCGACUUGCGAGCGACACAAUCAUUGAUUCCAGUGUCGGCUUCUGCAGCCAGAGCUCCUGAACAUAUCCAAGACUCCUCGGUCAUUCCCAUCCAGGCUGCUCCAAAAGCAGUUCCACCACACAUUUUGCAGGGAGCUAUACCAUCAGGACACAUUCCAAAACCUGUUAUUGUGCCUGACUACAUCAGCAAGUACCCGACGAUCCGGUCAGACGAGGAGCGGGACCAGUACCGAGCCGUCUUCAACGACCAGUACUCAGAGUACAAAGAAAUCCACUCGGAGGUGCAGGCUACCCUCAAGAAGUUCGAUGAGAUGGACGCCAUAAUGCGCAGUCUACCCCAGAACCCCACCAGCCAGAUGGAGGUUGAUCGCAUUAACAAAAUCCUUCAGGACUACCAGAGGAAGAAAAAUGACCCGACUUUCCUCGAGAAGAAGGAGCGCUGCGAGUACCUGAAGAGCAAACUGUCGCACAUCAAAAAGAAGAUCCAAGAAUACGAUAAAGUGAUGGAGUGGAACGACGGAUUCGGCUAAAGCUCUGAGGCGUCUCUACCCUGCUACACCGCUGAUCACUAAUGCAGAACUAUUUCUGACAGCUGAGCACUACUGGUGGUGGAAACGACAUUUUAACUGGAGAGUAAACAGGAUGUUUCUGGAUCCGUGCUGCA
This is a messenger RNA of Perca flavescens (yellow perch), 2259 nucleotides long. RefSeq names its product MARVEL domain containing 2a (gene marveld2a). The coding region runs from base 326 to 2125 and encodes 599 amino acids. The record is from RefSeq and is a predicted model, not a curated record. Lineage: Eukaryota; Metazoa; Chordata; Actinopteri; Perciformes; Percidae. The transcript has 10 exons. Gene Ontology annotation, cellular component: bicellular tight junction; apical plasma membrane; cytoplasmic vesicle. Gene Ontology annotation, biological process: bicellular tight junction assembly.